Molecule: messenger RNA, 1505 nt
Organism: Malania oleifera
Lineage: Eukaryota; Viridiplantae; Streptophyta; Magnoliopsida; Santalales; Ximeniaceae
Product: ribosomal RNA small subunit methyltransferase, mitochondrial
Exons: 2
Coding region: 205-1371 (388 amino acids)
Biological process (GO): rRNA methylation
Cellular component (GO): mitochondrial matrix
Molecular function (GO): rRNA (adenine-N6,N6-)-dimethyltransferase activity
Source: RefSeq, a predicted model, not a curated record
CAUUUGGGCCCUAUUGUUGGGGCACGAUGACUUGGGGUUCGGGCCAUCACUAGCCAGCCCAUGCCCAACUCUGCCCUGUGAACAAGCAAUGUUCUUUUUUCACGUUCGCCGUCAUCGCCAUUUACCUCUUCCCACAGCCAAACCACAAUAUUCCGAUCAAAAAUUCAAAAUCAGCGGUCGGGUCUCCGUAGAUUUAGAACUCUGAUGCUUCGCGGGCACAAAUCUCUUCAAUUUUGUCUCACCCGAUUCAUCAUCCGAAGGCAUUCUCUCCACACAAGGCCCGGCCGCCGUCGCGUCCUCCGAAUCGAUGACGGCGAUGAGGAGGAGAAGUUUCGGAAGACAAAGCAUAAUCAAGAAGGUUAUAUACAUCUAAACAAGAACAGGGGUCAACACAUUCUCACCAACCCACGAGUCAUCGAUUCGAUUGUCCGAGAAUCUUACAUAAGGCCGACCGACACAAUCCUCGAGGUCGGACCCGGCACCGGAAACCUCACUCUGAAGCUUCUCGAAGCUUCCAGAAAGGUUGUUGCGGUCGAAAUAGAUAAAAGAAUGGCGGAGGUUCUCGGCAAGCGCGUCGCCGAGCGGGGACUCGAGAACCGGCUCAAUGUGAUAUGCAAAGACGCAUUGAAGACAGAGUUCCCUCAAUUUGAUUUGGUUGUGGCGAACAUCCCGUACGGAAUAUCUUCGCCUCUUGUGGCCAAACUGGUGUUUGGGGAGAACCUAUUUCGGAGCGCGACGCUUUUGCUUCAGAAAGAGUUUGCGCGGCGGCUGCUGGCGAACCCCGGCGACUCCGAGUUCAACCGGCUGGCAGUAAACGUGAAGCUAGUCGCCCAAGUGGAGUUUGUGAUGGACGUGAGCAAGAGGGACUUUCUUCCAUGUCCUAAAGUUGACUCCUCCGUAGUUAUAAUCCGCCCAAAGGCUGAAGUUCCAGAUGUGGAUUUAUACGAGUGGUGGGCUUUCACCAGGACUUGUUUUAGCAAGAAGAACAAGACACUGGGCGCAACGUUUAAGCAGAAGAAGAAGGUGAUGGAGCUGUUAAGAAUAUCGGAAAUGGCGGGUUCAGGGGAAGCAAAUGGCCACGGUAAUGAACUUGAUGAGUACAAUGAAGGCGGAGACCUUGAUGAGAAUGAUAGAGAAGAAGAUGGAGUGGUUUCUUCUUCUGGUUUGGGAAUGAAUGUGCAUUUAUUCAGGGAGAAGAUCAUUGGGGUUCUGAGAGCAGGAGGGUUUGAAGAUAAGAGGCCUUCAAAGCUGUCAAAUGAAGAGUUAUUGCACUUGCUUGGCAUGUUCAAUGAAGCUGGAAUACGUUUCCAAGACCAAGCAAAGCUGGAAGAUAAAGGCAGCACAAAAUUUGCUGCUUCUCACUGUUCAUAGCUUCAAUAAACACCUUUGGUUAUUCGUCUUCCAUGUGGAGAUAUUUAUGAGAAUGUUAUAGAGAUUAGCAGAGGCAACUACUGUCAUUCUAUUUGACCAAUUUGGUAAAAUGGAGCGAAUUUGUUUUUGGGAAA